Messenger RNA from Sinocyclocheilus rhinocerous, 3452 nucleotides. RefSeq names its product insulin-degrading enzyme. NCBI's taxonomy places the organism in Eukaryota, Metazoa, Chordata, Actinopteri, Cypriniformes, Cyprinidae. Gene Ontology annotation, molecular function: metalloendopeptidase activity; metal ion binding. Gene Ontology annotation, biological process: hormone catabolic process; peptide catabolic process; amyloid-beta metabolic process. Bases 22 to 2865 code for a protein of 947 amino acids. Gene Ontology annotation, cellular component: cytosol; mitochondrion; peroxisomal matrix. The record is from RefSeq and is a predicted model, not a curated record. The transcript has 23 exons.
GUCUCAGCUCUGUCCAUUAGAAUGAGUGAUCCGGCUGUAAAGAAGGUGGUGAGUGAUAUCAUUCGUUCUCCAGAAGACAAACGGGAGUAUCGAGGACUUGAGUUUUCAAAUGGGCUGAAAGCCAUUCUCACCAGUGACCCCACCACUGACAAAUCAUCAGCCGCGCUGGAUGUCCACAUAGGUUCUUUGUCAGAUCCCAAGAACAUUUCAGGAUUGGCCCACUUCUGUGAGCACAUGCUGUUUCUAGGGACUGAGAAGUACCCCAAAGAGAAUGAGUACAGUCAGUUUUUGAGCGAGCACGCCGGCAGCUCUAAUGCCUUCACCAGUGGAGAGCACACUAAUUACUAUUUUGACGUAUCCCAUGAGCAUCUACAAGGGGCUUUGGACAGAUUUGCCCAGUUCUUCCUCUGUCCGCUGUUUGAUGAGAGCUGUAAGGACCGAGAGGUGAACGCAGUGGAUUCAGAACACGAGAAGAACCUCAUGAAUGACGCAUGGCGGCUUUUUCAGUUGGAGAAAGCCACUGGGAACCCCAAACAUCCUUUUAGCAAGUUUGGCACUGGCAACAAGUUAACCCUUGAGACAAGGCCAUCUAAACAGGGCAUCGAUGUCCGUGAGGAGCUGCUCAAGUUUCACUCCACCUACUAUUCCUCCAACUUGAUGGGAUUAUGUGUGCUGGGCAGAGAGUCGCUGGAUGAUUUGACAUCUAUGGUGGUGAAGCUUUUUGGAGAGGUUGAGAACAAGAAUGUCCCUCUCCCAGAAUUCCCAUCACACCCUUUUCAGGAGGAACACCUGAGGCAAUUUUAUAAAGUCGUGCCUAUUAAGGACAUUAGAAACUUGUAUGUGACCUACCCUAUCCCAGACCUGCAGAAGUACUACAAAUCAAAUCCAGGUCAUUAUCUGGGCCAUCUGAUUGGACAUGAGGGUCCAGGGAGUCUUCUGUCUGAGCUCAAAGCUAAAGGAUGGGUGAACACGCUAGUCGGAGGCCAGAAAGAAGGAGCCAGGGGAUUCAUGUUCUUCAUUAUUAAUGUGGACUUGACCGAAGAGGGGCUGUUGCAUGUCGAGGAUAUCAUCUUCCACAUGUUCCAGUAUAUUCAGAAGCUGCGGACAGAGGGCCCUCAAGAGUGGGUCUUUCAGGAGUGUAAGGAUUUGAACACUGUGGCUUUCAGAUUUAAGGAUAAGGAACGUCCUCGUGGAUACACGUCUAAAGUGGCUGGACUAUUGCGUGUAGCACCAAGGGUUGCUGUUGUCUCCAAAUCAUUUGAAGGACAGACGGACCGGACUGAGGAGUGGUACGGCACACAGUAUAAACAGGAAGCCAUUACUAAUGAGGCUAUUAAGAAAUGGCAAGAUGCAGACCUCAAUGGAAAGUUCAAACUGCCAGUGAAGAAUGAAUUCAUUCCAACAAAAUUUGAGAUUUAUCCUCUAGAGAAGGAUUCCCCAUCUGUCCCCACUUUGAUAAAGGAUACAGCGAUGAGCAAAGUUUGGUUCAAACAGGAUGACAAGUUUUUCCUACCCAAAGCUUGUUUAAACUUUGAGUUUUUCAGUCCGUUUGCAUACGUGGACCCAUUGCAUUGUAACAUGGCAUAUUUGUACCUUGAGCUGCUCAAGGAUUCCCUGAACGAGUAUGCAUAUGCAGCCGAGCUAGCCGGCCUGGGCUAUGACCUUCAGAAUACCGUCUAUGGGAUGUAUCUGUCAGUCAAGGGUUAUAAUGACAAACAACACAUCUUGCUGAAGAAGAUCAUUGAGAAAAUGGCCUCGUUUGAGAUCGAUGAGAAGCGCUUUGAUAUCAUUAAGGAAGCGUACAUGAGGUCUCUGAAUAACUUCCGCGCUGAGCAGCCUCACCAGCAUGCCAUGUAUUACCUGCGGCUGCUCAUGACUGAGGUGGCCUGGACCAAAGACGAACUCAGAGAUGCUCUGGAUGAUGUGACGUUUUCUCGACUGAAGGCGUUCAUACCGCAGCUGUUGUCACGGUUACACAUUGAAGCCCUGCUGCAUGGCAAUAUCACCAAACAGUCUGCUCUGGGCAUGAUGCAAAUGUUGGAGGACACUCUCAUUGAGCAUGCUCACACUAAACCCCUACUACCGAGUCAGCUAAUUCGCUACAGGGAAGUGCAGGUACCUGACGGUGGCUGGUAUGUUUACCAGCAGAGGAAUGAGGUUCAUAAUAACUGUGGAAUCGAGAUUUACUAUCAGACUGACAUGCAGAACACCCAUGAGAACAUGCUGCUGGAGCUCUUCUGUCAAAUCAUCUCUGAGCCAUGCUUCAACACGCUACGCACCAAAGAACAGCUGGGUUACAUAGUGUUCAGUGGCCCCCGCAGGGCUAAUGGAGUGCAGGGUCUGCGUUUCAUCAUCCAGUCUGAAAAGGCUCCUCACUACCUGGAGUCUCGAGUGGAGGCCUUCCUCAAGACCAUGGAGAAGAGUGUGGAGGAGAUGGGCGAGGAAGCGUUUCAGAAACACAUCCAGGCACUGGCCAUUCGCCGUCUCGACAAACCCAAGAAGCUGGCGGCUGAAUGCGCCGAGUACUGGGGAGAAAUCAUCUCCCAACAGUACAACUUCGACAGGGAUAAUAUUGAAGUGGCUUACCUGAAGACACUGACAAAGGAACAUAUUAUGAAGUUUUACAGGGACUUGUUGGCCAUUGAUGCCCCCAGAAGACACAAAGUGUCUGUGCAUGUGCUGUCUAGAGAGAUGGACUCCUGUCCACUGGUUGGAGAGUUUCCUGCUCAAAAUGAUGUCAAUCUGGCUCCUGCCCCAUCACUUCCUCAGCCGUCACUGGUUCAGGAUAUGACUGAAUUCAAAAGGAGUCUGCCGCUGUUCCCUCUCACCAAACCUCACAUCAAUUUCAUGGCUGCCAAACUGUGACCAGCAUCAUGGGAUAGUCAGAGACGACCAAAUAUGGAGCCAGUAACGUCGUCUUUGCGUGAGUGUGUUUGUGUGUGUGUAAGCAGGCAGGGCCACGACGGUGCCGCUUGCAGCAUUUUUAGUUGUGCUCUGCGUCAGACAUGCACACCUGAUAUCUAAUAGAUACUAAGAAAACAUACAAUGUUUGUUUCAUGUUGCUUCUGUCAGAAAAUUUGUAUCCCUAUAUAAUAUAGGAAUCACUCGCUGGCCACGAUGACACUUUUUCAUUGUUCGGUUUCAUUUCAUUUACACCAAUUAAGCAAAACCACGAGAAAGCGUUUGGAGAGGCUGUUGUGUAAUUUAUCAAGAUAAGUCUCUCCUGAAAUGAAAUACUGGCCUUAAGAUGAUUUUAAUCAGUGAUCAGGUUUUCUGGCACCUUUUUAAAAGUUUAAUUUAAACAAUUUGCUUGGAGUUGUUUUUAGUUUCUGUGCAUGUUGGCAGAGUUUUAUCUUUAAGGAUAGUGUUGUAAAUGCAAGGUGGUAAACUUGAUGGACUUUGAUUUUAUUUGCGUUUGAAGAAAUAUCAUAAUAAACCAUUUUUAAUAUCAU